Messenger RNA from Diversispora eburnea, 1222 nucleotides. NCBI's taxonomy places the organism in Eukaryota, Fungi, Glomeromycota, Glomeromycetes, Diversisporales, Diversisporaceae. The record is from the annotation of a GenBank genome assembly.
AUUCUCGAAUUGGAUUAGUUCAUUUUGGGUUUCUUCUGGUGACAAGAUUGAUAAAGAAGAUUCAGAAAUCGAUCCAGGAUUAUUUGAUAAUCAUGAACAAGAAUUUGUUAAUAAUAAUAAAGAUAAUUCAAUUUGGUUAUUAGGAAAAUGUUAUGAAAAUAAUGAAGAAAAUGAAUCUUUUUAUGAAGUAGCAAAUUAUUAUUCAACACCGGGAACCUUUCCUCACCUUUCGAUGCAACCACAAACCACGAUAUCAUUUUCUCAUUGUAAUUCAGAAUUUUAUAAAGAUUUUACAUCCAAAAUAUGGUGUACAUAUCGACAUAAUUAUCCAGCGAUUAAAUCAACAAAUUUUACACAUGAUGGAGGAUGGGGAUGUAUGUUGAGAUCAGGACAAUCAUUACUUGCCAAUUCAUUAAUAUUACAUUUCUUGGAUGAUAUGUCUUCACGAUGUCCAUUUUCUGUUCAUCGUAUGGCAAUCAUUGGUUGUCAAUUAGGAAAGAGUAUUGGUGAAUGGUUUGGUCCAUUCACUGCAUCCCAGGCCAUUAAAGCUCUAGUGGAAGACUUUCCAGGAGCUCAAUUAAGUGCAUAUAUAACAAAAGAUGGUGUAGUUUACAAAAAUGAUGUCUACAAAACAGCAAAAAAUAAUAAACAGAACAAAGAUUUCCAAUCAAUCUUAAUUUUGGUGGCCAUUCGAUUAGGAAUAAAUAAUUUAAACCCAAUAUAUUAUGAUGCUCUCAGGGCAUAUUUCAGAUUUCCUCAGAGCGUAGGGAUAGCGGGGGGAAAACCUUCAUCAUCUUAUUAUUUUAUCGGAACACAAGCCGAUGGAUUAUUCUAUCUUGAUCCACAUCAUUCACGUCCUGCCAUAGAAUUGAAAUCUAAUGAUCAACUUACCGAAGAAGAACUAUUAACUUAUCAUUGUGAUGUACCACGCAAGAUAUCUAUUUCACAAUUGGAUCCAUCCAUGUUACUUGGAUUUUAUUGUAAGACAAAGGAUGAUUUUGAAGAUUUUUGUAGUCGAGUAGAAAAGAUCAGCCAACCAGUAUUCACUAUUGCACAAGAAGCACCUGAUUACAGUGAUGAUGAUUGCGGUGUAUUUUCCGAAGAUGAUGAUGAAUUUGAUAAAAGCAAUGAUAAAAGCGAUGAUGAUAAAAGCGAUGAUGAUAGCGAUGCUGAUAAUAAUUUCACAGAACAAGUAAUUGAAUUGGACAAUGUCAUCGAUUGA